This is a messenger RNA of Colletotrichum destructivum, 1332 nucleotides long. RefSeq names its product Putative cellulose/chitin-binding protein. The transcript is spliced from 2 exons. Lineage: Eukaryota; Fungi; Ascomycota; Sordariomycetes; Glomerellales; Glomerellaceae. The record is from RefSeq and is a predicted model, not a curated record. The coding region runs from base 259 to 1041 and encodes 260 amino acids.
AGAGCCUCCUCCAUGCCACACCAGGACUGAAUAUCCCGUCUCUUCUGCUCUGCUCUCCUCGUCUCAUUCCAACUAGUCCGAAUUUUCUUCCAAUUCACGUUCAUUCAUUCCACACUCUCUUUACCCGCUGUGCUAGACACAAGCCAUUCUUUUUCAUACAAGCUCAUUUUUGCAAGUCCACUCUCUCGUGUGUUGUGUCAACGACCUUUUUUCUUCGAAACAGAAAAAAUCAACCCCAAAAGGUAUAUAUCCGCCAAAAUGCAGUCCAAGAUCAUCACCGUCCUCUCCCUCGUCGCCGCCGUCUCGGCCCACGGCAAGGUCACCUCGCCCACCCCUCGCCCCGCCGGCGACGCCUUCAAGGAGGCCUGCGGCAACACCCUCUGGAACACGGAGCAGUCGGACCCGUACGGCAACAUCCAGGGCCUCGCCCAGCAGGCCGGCAGCAGCCUUGUCGCCUCCCAGUGCCAGCUCGAGCUCUGCAAGGGCUACAAGUUCGCCGACAACGCCGCCAACGUCCAGAGCUACACGCCCGGCCAGACGGUCGACUUCGAGGUCGAGAUCCGCGCCCCGCACACGGGCGUCGCCAACGUCUCUGUCGUCGACACCACCAGCAACUCCAUCAUCGGCGCCCCGCUCAUCUCCUUUGAGAACUACGCCAGCACCAAGACCGGCGUCGCCGCCAACAACACGGCCUUCAGCGUCACCCUCCCCGACUCCCUGCCCGCCGAGUGCGCCACCGCCGGUAACUGCGUCCUGCAGUGGUGGUGGGACUCCGCCGAGGCCGGCCAGACUUACAUGUCCUGCGUCGACUUCACCUCCGGCUCUGGUUCCGGCUCCGGCUCCGCCCCUGCCACCCCGUCCGCCGCUCCCACCACCCUCCUGACCUCCGCCGUCCCCUCGGCCACCCCCGUCACCCCGGCCCCCGCUGCCUCUGACGAGGCCGCCGCCCCCGUCGCCACCCCCUCUGCCGCCCCCUCUGAGCCUGCCUCCUCCUGCACCAAGCGUCGCGCCGCGAAGCGGGCCCUUCGCAAGCGCAUGUAAACAGGACGUUUAGAGUUUCUGCAGCAGUGUUGAAGGGGAAAAGAGGGAGGAGAGAUGGUCGGACUCGUAUCUGAUAACCCCCCCGGUUCAGAGGUUUCUUUGUCUUUGUUUGAGACGAGACGACGACGCCUCGGAAACGGACCAAAAAGGUUUCAUCCCGGACUUUCAUCCUGGACGCCGGCGUUGCGCCACACCACACACCACACACCCAAGACAAACCUUGUGGGAUUUGCACGUUCUUGUAUAAAGUUCACACAAUUCAAAUGUUCAUUUACUUCUUGACCAACCACG